Molecule: messenger RNA, 1773 nt
Organism: Symbiodinium pilosum
Lineage: Eukaryota; Dinophyceae; Suessiales; Symbiodiniaceae
Source: the annotation of a GenBank genome assembly
AUGCUCUUCCCCAUGUAUACCGUGGCUUCACAUGUGCUCCUCCAGAUGACAAGCGUCGAGCCGCACGAGAAGUUGAAGGUGAGGGGCGAUCUGUGCAUCUUCAGUCACAGCAUGGGCAAGGCAGCGUUUGUUUCGCACCAGUGGGUUGCCACGCACCAUCCAGAUCCCGAAUUCAAGCAGAUGAAGGUCUUGCAAGAUGUUGUGAAGCGGCUGCUGAGCAGCAGUGGGUCAAUUUCAGUGGACAUCACCACCGAAUCCCUAGUGCGAACGGCCAAGCCGCUCCGCAUGCAGGAGCUCCAGGCGCAGGCACUAUUCUUUUGGUACGAUUAUUUUUCGUGCCCACAGCUGGAGCGCCGGCACGGUUUUGGUGCAGAUGACGAGGAUGGCAGCAAGCAGGCCCAUGCCAUCAAUAGCAUCCCCGCCUACGUCACCAACUGCCACUUUUUUCUGGCUCUUUGUCCGGUGAUCGAUUGCUUUGAGGAGAACAAGGUGCUCUCACCGCUCACGUGGAGUCGAAGAGGGUGGUGUCGCGUGGAAAGAAUCGCGCGUGAGCUGUCGGAAGAAAAUACCUGGGUUCUGAUCCAGAGCAGCACAUUCAUGGAAGUUGUUGGCACGCUGAAUUCCUUUCCGGCUGGCAUGGUCGGGGAGGGCAAUUUCACAGUCCAGGAGGAUAAGCAUAAAUUAGGCCCGGUGAUGCGGCAGAUUAUUGUGCAAAACCUGAAGCAGUGCCUGCGAUCUGGCGACCUGCCCGGAUUCCGGCGCUACUUCAAUCUAAAUGGCGUCUACCUGCGUGAGCUUCAGGUCGAGUCUUUUAGCGGCUUUCUUCCCAGCGGCGACGGCCGAGCCGGUAACGCAGUGGCGGAGUUCCUGCAUCAAAACGGCUUCAGGAGAAUUGGAGAGGUAGACAAAGCGGGGUGGCGGCCUCUGCACUAUGCGGCACUGGGUGGGAACGCAGAAGUUCUGAAGGGCAUGCUGGAGCAGCGUGCCAACGUGAACUGGCGCACAUCGAAGGAUGUGCCUGCCAUGGGCAAUCCACCCUGGAUGUCGGCACUGGAUAUUGCAUCGGGUGCGAAGCACUACCAGGCUGCACGGUUGCUUAUCGAAGCCAGGGCCCAUCUUGAAGGUGGGCUCCUGCCUUCCCUCAUGUGUGCCACCUUCCCCAACGAUGCGGAGAUUAUCCGACUGCUCUGCGAUGCAGGUAGCAAUCCACUGCACCGGAACCUUAUUGGGAACACCGCCUACCUGGCUGCGGCGGGUCAUGCGGCAACAGAAGCCUUGGAGGAGCUCGUGGCACAGGUCGACCCAGGCCCACUGGAGCUUUCACGAGCCCUGCAGUUUGCCGCAGCUUUUCGGGGCGGAUCGGCUAAGCUGGUGCACCGAUUGAUCGGCCUGCGCGCUGACAUCAACUUCCAGAUCCACAUGCCGCGCGACGCGAAGUCUUUGGGCCGGCUGCUGGCCGUUGUGAAGUCCUUGCAGCAUCGAUUUGGCAAGACCAGUGUUCUGACGUUUUAUUCCUAUCACUUGCAGGGCAUCUCGCCAUUGAUGCAGGCCAUCCAGUCGGCUCAGUUUGAGGCCGCCGCGGCCCUGAUUUCUUUCGGUGCUAAACUGGAUCUUCGUAACGGCAGAAAUUGGACUGCAGCGGACUUCGCCAAGGGCCAGUCUAUCCCACACUUCUUGCAGUUGGGCCUGCAGGGGGAUCCGUCUGAGUGCCAUACGGUCUGUGCGCUGGCGCUGGCUGACAGUGAUGAGGGAUGUGUGUCAGUGCGUUUCUGA